AUGGACAUGGACAUGGACAUCGCAGACAUCCUCGCCGAGGUGUCGCGGCCUCCUGACGCGGGGUCCAGGGGCCAGGCCGACGCUUUCUCCGACACGGAUGCCUUCACUGACCACCAACUUCUGACGCGCGCGUGGACGUGUGAGCGAUGCGCGCCUGAUCUACUGCCGUACCCGUGCGACCUGAUGAACCGGGUGAUGGCGCGCGUACAGAGCCAGGUAUCAAGGAUCGAAGACCUGGCUUCGAGCGGCGGCGGCGACAGUGGUACUGGGGCACCGGCGUCCCACGCCCUGAACAACGGCUACGGGCACCCUCAUCCUCGCCCUCACAGCCACAAAGCACCGAGCGGCACGCAGAACACCAACCUGAUCCUCUCGAUCCUCCAGACCGACUUGUCACGCACGCAGUUCUUGGUGCGGAGUUUCCUGCGCCAGCGCCUGGCCAAGCUCACCAAGCACGCCGGCUGGUAUCUCGCGCAACUACGACUACAAGCACAACGGCAGGACGCCGGCGCGGCAGGAUCGAUGUCGACGCACUACCUGAGCGCUGCCGAGACACAGUUUCUGCGCGCCCACCAGGCCCUGCUGUCCGACUUCUACAGCUCCAGCUUCCUCAGUGCGUUCCCGCCGGCGUUGAGGCGGCUGGACGACGCGACGGGCGGUGUUCCCAUGCUCGAGCCGCCGGAUGCGGCCAUCGCCGUGGUCGUGCGGUGUCUGGUUGACGGCGUGUGGAGCAAUGAACGCGACGUCGACCUCGCCCCGACCGCCGGGUCUGAAACCGGAGAGUGGGAGCGGGAGCCCGCCACCGUCGAGUUGAGGAUGAGGCACGGAGAGGUCUGGCUGGUCAGGUGGCGGGAUGUCAGGGGCGGCGUCGAGAGGGGCGAGCUCGAGUUGUUAUGA
Molecule: messenger RNA, 897 nt
Organism: Capronia epimyces CBS 606.96
Lineage: Eukaryota; Fungi; Ascomycota; Eurotiomycetes; Chaetothyriales; Herpotrichiellaceae
Exons: 1
Coding region: 1-897 (298 amino acids)
Biological process (GO): DNA-templated DNA replication; double-strand break repair via break-induced replication
Cellular component (GO): GINS complex
Source: RefSeq, a predicted model, not a curated record